Messenger RNA from Chenopodium quinoa (quinoa), 2822 nucleotides. RefSeq names its product heterogeneous nuclear ribonucleoprotein R-like. The transcript has 12 exons. The coding region runs from base 175 to 2439 and encodes 754 amino acids. The record is from RefSeq and is a predicted model, not a curated record. Lineage: Eukaryota; Viridiplantae; Streptophyta; Magnoliopsida; Caryophyllales; Amaranthaceae. Gene Ontology annotation, molecular function: mRNA binding. Gene Ontology annotation, cellular component: nucleus.
AUAGGUUCGAGCAAGAUAUUUGAUGGCCUGGCCUUGCUCGAAAUUUUGAUCACUUCUACAGGAUUAAUAAUUUGUUUCAAUUCCCCACUUCCUGUUUUCCAUACACGGUUGCACAUUACACACCCAUUGCCAACAACCUUCAACGACUCCACCUCUCUCCUUCCCAACAUUCCGAUGCCUCCAAAGGGCCGUCCACGGCGCGCCGCCGCCCGGAAAAAGCCACCACCGCCGGAAAAUCCCACCAUUUCAGCCGAACCUUCCGAAGAAAUACAUGCAGAUAAACAGCAACCGCUCACUGAAGUUCCUCUUCCCGACAACGACGUCGUGUUGGCUCCAUCAUCAGAAACCCUAAUCGCCGGAAAACCAGAGCCACCUGAGAAUCAAACGCAAUCGACGGAAACCGCCGUGAAAUCUCAAGACGACGUCGUUUUGGGUUCUGAGGAGACUAAGGAUAAGGAUACUGUUGGGAAGGCGAAGAAGGUGGUGAAGAAGACUGUUAGAGUUGUGAAGAAGGUGAUUAAGAGAGUUCCGAAAAAGGUUGUAAAAUCUGAAAUUGAUUCUCAAAUUGAUAAGGUUGAUUCAAUUUCAAAACCUGAAUUUACAGUUUCUGCUUGUGUUAAUAAAGAGGAAUUAAAGUCUGCUGGAAAAUGUGUUCAAUUGAAGGAGGAAAUUAAUAAUUCGGUGUCGAAUUUCCGAGAAGAGGAAUCGAAGUCUACUAGUAGUAGUGGUGCUCAAUUGAAGGUGGAGAAUCAUGAUUUGAACUCGAAUUCGACAAUUUCUGCUAAGGUUGGUGUUCAAUUAAAGGCGGAAAAUCAUGAUUCCGAUGUUUUGGUUUGUAAGAUGGAGGAGGAGGAGAGUAAGGUUGAGGUUAAUGAGAAGAAGGGUAUUCUAGAAGAAGUUCGAGGCGAGAACGUAGUAGAAAAAGGAAGUGAAUUGAUGGAAAUUGAGAGUGUUUCGAACAAUGAGGGUAAUGUGGAGGAGAGGGGUGGAGAAUGUGGAAAGGAAAGUGAGGGUUUGGUUAUUGCCGAGGGCGCGAAACUAGAGGAGAGUAAGGGAGAGGAGGUGGAAGAUGGUCAAGGAGAGAGGAAGUUGUUUAGAGGGGAAUUGGAGGCGAUGGAGCGAAAGAAGAGGCGAAAGACGGAGAUAUUUAUUGGCAGGUUGGAUAAGGAUGUCAAGGAGGAUGAUAUUAGGAAGGUUUUUGCAGAGGUUGGUGAAAUUGUGGACUUGAGGCUGAUUUUGAAUAGUAAGACUGGGAAGAAAUUUGCUUUUCUGCGGUAUGCGUCCGCAGAGGAGGCCAGGAGGGCGUUAGAUAAGUUUGCCAAAGUUGAGAUUUGUGGCAAGGAGUGUGGUGCAACCCCUGUCGAGGGCAAUGAUACAAUUUUUCUUGGUAACAUUGACAAGAAAUGGAAGUAUGAAGAUGUUGUCAGUUUGUUGAACAAGAUUGGUAUUGGAAACAUAGAUAAGGUCACAGUUAUGGUGGAUUCUAAUAACAGCGAAUGUAAUCGUGGAUUUGCAUUUGUUGAAUUUUUAACCAUCAAUGAUGCUCAGCUUGCUUAUACGAAGCUUCAAGAGAAAGAUGUUUUUGGGAAAAAUAAAAAAUUAAAGGUUGCUUGGGCUGAACCUUUGAAGGAGCUUGAUGAAGAAGAAAUGCUAAAGGUCAAAACAGUAUAUGCGGAAUUUAUACCUUCCUCUUGGGAUGAAAUGAAAUUGAGAGAUACUUUUAAGAAGUUUGGGGAGAUAGAUGAAAUUGUUCUUGCUCGGAAUCUAAAAACAACCAAGCGGAAGGACUUUGCAUUUAUCAGUUUUAAAACUCGUGAAGCUGCCAUCAAAUGCAUUGAAUCUUUUGGUCAUGACUUAAGCAGCAAAGAUGAAAGCAAGGUAAGUGUGAAAGUCUCCCUUGCUAAACCAAAGCCAAAGGUAAGACCAAUUGCAAAACCUUUUGCCAAGGAGGUCCCCCAAACAAUGCCAAGAGCCAGUCACAGUAAAAUUAGGCCAAGUGAGCCUUUAAACUGGAUACAUCGUACGGUACCUCGUCAUGGUAUUCAAGUUCCUGACAUGUCUUCUACGAAUGUUGAGUUGGUCCAGUUAUUGAGAGAGCAAGCUUCAUGGAGAUCACCACAUGCGAGCCUAAGCAGCAGACCCAUGGAUCUGCGCUACUCUAACCCCUCCUUAUCUGGGAGGAAGCGUCAAUAUCCUGAGAUGGAAACUGAUCCGCUGCAUGGAAUCUCAAACAGAUAUCCUCAAUUCCAUUUGGAUGCUCCUUACUCUGUUGCAAGUUCAAGUCAAAAUAUAAUGCCUCCUAAUGUUCUUACAAACCCUAUGGCCUAUCAUCAACGGCAUGGUGGGUACACUUCUGGAUCACUUUAUGGAGCCAGAAAUUAUGCAAACAAUGUUGAGAUCAGGGAUAAAGCGCACGAAAGCAGUUUUCGGCGAUAUUGACUGUUGGAGGACUGAAGAGGAAAGCAACUUGGUAGUGAACUUGUGACGCUACAAGCUGAUAUGGAGUAUUGGAGUGGUAUCAAAAAUGGUGAGCCACCAAUUAGUAUGAUUCUAAAUUGGUAAUUAUAUUUCGUUUUCUUUCCUUGUGAUGUAAUUUCUAUAAUUAGGUUGUUAGACUUAGAACCCGCCUUUUCUUUUACUAGUUUUUUUUUUUUUUUUUUUUUUUUUUUUUGUUUUUUUUGUUUUUGUCUUCGUUGUUCAAUGUGCAUGGAUUGUUCAUAGUCUCCAUACAAUUGCUUUGAAAGAAUCCAUCCUAGCUUUUCCAUAAUAUGUAAAACUCAGUCACAAAUUUUUUAUCCAAGACAUUAUUUAUGAUGUUAUUA